Molecule: messenger RNA, 816 nt
Organism: Hippocampus comes (tiger tail seahorse)
Lineage: Eukaryota; Metazoa; Chordata; Actinopteri; Syngnathiformes; Syngnathidae
Product: solute carrier family 2, facilitated glucose transporter member 9-like
Exons: 4
Coding region: 78-674 (198 amino acids)
Biological process (GO): dehydroascorbic acid transport
Cellular component (GO): plasma membrane
Molecular function (GO): D-glucose transmembrane transporter activity
Source: RefSeq, a predicted model, not a curated record
AACUCCAAAACUCACAACAAAUUGGAACAGCGAGGCGCAAGUGUCGUUCUAGCCCCACCUUGUGGUAGUUUCUCUUCAUGUCAUCAUCUUUCCACUUCAACUCUGUAUGCGUCCACUUUGCUCUGUGCCUUGCUCCACCGUUGACGCUCCAGUUCGUGAUCAUUGAGAGAACAGGAAAGAAAGUGCUCCUCUUCACAGGAUAUAUGGCCAUGACUCUUACGCUCAUCCUCCUCACCAUCACGCUCUAUCUGCAGCAUCACAUCCCCUGGACAUCGUACUGCAGCAUGGUCCUCAUUUUCAUUUUCCUCUUCAGUUUUUCCAUUGGGCCAGGCGGAGUGGUAGCUCCUCUUCCAGGUGUUAUUUUCACUCAGGCGUUCAAAGCGAGCGCAUACACCGUCGCCUGCACCAUCAACUGGAUUGGAAUGUUCAUCGUGGGGAUGGUCUUCCCCAUCUUAGUGGAGAACCUCGAUUCCUUCAGCUUUGUCAUAUUCCUGUUGGUGUGCUUGAUGUCCGGACUGUACGUGUACUUCAACGUGCCGGAGACGAAGAAUAAAACCGCUCUGGAGAUCGCCGUCGACUUUGACCAGAUGCACAGCAAGUCUGGAAGGUGGAAAGGGAAAAAGAGGGAUAAGCAGCCACCCGACGUCCGUACAACUUACCAGACCAAAUUUUAGCUUGAACUGGUGAAGAUCGCAAAAAAUCUCAAAGACAAUGUUGAAACAAGGGAGAUUAAAAUACGGUAUUCUUUCUUACAUGAGUUUGUUUUUUUCAUCUCGUGAUGAGAAUGACAUCAUAACAUGUGACAGAGUUUUUUUG